Trichoderma gamsii is the source of this 1593-nucleotide messenger RNA. RefSeq lists its product as hypothetical. NCBI's taxonomy places the organism in Eukaryota, Fungi, Ascomycota, Sordariomycetes, Hypocreales, Hypocreaceae. Gene Ontology annotation, cellular component: nucleus. Bases 1 to 1593 code for a protein of 530 amino acids. Gene Ontology annotation, molecular function: protein binding. Gene Ontology annotation, biological process: regulation of gene expression. The transcript is spliced from 7 exons. The record is from RefSeq and is a predicted model, not a curated record.
AUGAGAACGCAACCCGCCCAAAUGAAUCAAGACCUGGAGACGAUCUUCAGAGAGCUGGGCAUCGCUCAGUAUCUCGAUACCUUUGUUGAGCAGGGCUUCGAUACCUGGGACACCAUUCUCGACAUUCAGGAGUCUGACCUUGAUGCUUUAGGAGUUAAACUGGGUCAUCGAAGAAGACUCCAGCGGCGAAUCGCCAACGCAAGGGGCAUCGACCCCAGCAUCUCACUGUCAACAAUCAAGGCUGCCAUUGAAGAAGGCAAACAUGACGGUACUUACAAAAAAAGAGAGCCUGGUCAUAAUGGCGAUGGCAGUGUUGGGCCGAAGCGCAAGUACCGCCGGCACCCUAAGCCAGACGAGAAUGCACCUGAACGUCCCAUGUCCGCAUAUGUGCUCUUCUCAAAUAAACUAAGAGAAAGCCUUAAAGGCGAUCGCUCUCUCACAUUUACCGAAAUCGCCAAAUUGGUGGGAGAGCAUUGGCAGAACCUAUCAUUACCAGAAAGAGAGGUGUAUGAAGGCCAAGCAAGACAGAGUAAAGAGCGAUAUUACCGAGAGAUGGCGGUUUAUAAAGAAACGCCAGAAUAUCGCAAGUAUAUGAAGUAUCUCGACGAGUUCAAUGACAAGCAAUCUAAACCCAGUCAACGCAACGAAGACGCAAAACGAGCAAGGUUGGAGCAGCAUGAGCUCAUGCACGAUCACAACGGUUCCGGAAGUAGUAUUGUCAGCGGCAGCACAGUUCUAGGCGGUUCAACUUCGACGGCGAGUGGUAGCAGCAGCGUGAGAACGCAAGAUAGCGAAUCGCGCGAAUCUCCAAAUCUUCGGCAAAACAGCGUCCACUCAAUAUUGUCUGGCCCAGAAUCACAUCAUCCCUCAAUAGCCCCUAUCCCAUCUCCAGCAUCGGCUUACUUUGAGAACGAUAACCCUAAGCGAGUCAGCAAUUCAGGCCACUUACGGCGAGGCUCUUCGUCGAUAAGAGGUGCAACGCAAAUGAUGCCACAUCAAGCCGACAUGUCACAACAGCAGCAGCAACAUCUGCCAUCGCUUUCCGAUAUGUUGUCCAAUGGGCAAGGAAGAUUAGACCCCCCGGGGAUCGAGACAGUGGGACUCCCCCACGCGUUCACAACACAUCACAGGCCAUCAGCGUCCCAAGGAGAACACGCAUUGCCGCCCGUAGCAGUACCAGGUCUCCACCACGAGUCGUCGUCAAGCGGCAGCAGUGUCCCGACGAUAGCAUCGGGCAGAGGUAGCCGUAGACUGAGCGAGGGACCUUUGGCAAUCCAUGCGCUUCUAUCAGACCAAAGUCAAACGUCUCACCGCCGAGAUGAAGGCCCGUUAUAUACAGCUAGCUACGUUGCUAGUCCAGGUGAGCGGGAGAGGUCAGCCUUUGGCCCUUAUCAAGGGCCUAAGGGAUAUGGGUUUCAAACUGCGUCCUCGGCUUUGCAGAACAUGAGAGUCGAAGAGAUGAGCGAUGGCGAUGUUCUUAUGACCUCGGCAGAUGAGCAGAUAUCCAUUCCUCAUACUUAUGAAGCAGCCGGCCUUGACGGGGUUAACGCUUUGCUAAAAGCUGGCGAGCUUGUUGACGAUCGGCGGAGCUAA